AUCCAACAGUCGACACAAGAGCUGCUCAGAAAGGACCAAAGUACAACACCGGACCCACCCAGAGCACUGACUGUGGCUCAGAAUGGCUGCUGCUGUGAAGUUUGAGGACCAGUUCCUCUGCUCCAUCUGUCUGGAUCUGUUCACUGAACCAGUGACCACCUCAUGUGGACACAACUUCUGCAAACAGUGUCUCUCUGAGCACUGGGACACCAGCGCCCCCUGCAGGUGCCCUCUGUGUAAAGAGCUGUUCCACAUAAAGCCAGAGCUCAAAGUGAACACGCUGCUCUCAGAACUGCUCUCUCAGUUCAAACAGGAAACAGGAAGUAGUUGUGAACAAGAGUCCAGAGCAGGAGAAGUGUCCUGUGAUUACUGCACUGAUCCCAAACUGAAGGCGCUGAAGUCCUGCCUGGUCUGUCUGUCCUCAUACUGUGAGACGCACCUCCAGCCUCAUCUGAACGUGCCUGGGCUGAGGAGCCACCAGCUGAUCCAACCUGUGGACAACAUGGAGGAGAGGAUGUGUCCCCAACACCACAGACCUCUGGAGCUCUUCUGCUGCAACGACCACCUCUGCGUCUGCACCAUGUGCUCUGUUUUAAAGCACCAGUCCCAUAAGUUUGUGACUCUGAAGGAAGAGUUCGAGCGGAGAAAGGCCUCACUGCAGCAGACUCAGGAGCAAAGCCUGCACAUGGUGGAGCAGAGGAGGCUGAAGAUCCAGGAGCUCCAGAGCUCAGUGCAGCUGAGUGAGAGAGCAGCCCACACAGAGAUGGCCACAGGGCUGCAGGUCUUCAGUGCUCUGAUAGAGUGUGUUGAGAGGAGCAGAGAGGCCUUCAUACAGGAGCUCCAGGAGAGGCAGAGACAGACCCAGAAACAGGCUGAAGCCCUGAUCCUGGAGCUACAGCAGGAGAUCUGUGCUCUGCAGCAGAGAAGCACUGAGGCAGAGACACUCCAACACUCUGAAGACCACCUGCACUUCCUCCUGCACAGCACUGCACUCACGCCCCCUACUGGCCUGAAGGACUGGAGCAGAGUGACACUGGACUCAGAGGCGUAUCAGGGGACUGGAGCCCGGGCUCUGGCUGAGCUGGACGACAGUCUGAAGGAGACACUAAAGAAAACCAUCUCUGAAGAAAAAAUGAAGAUGGUUAAGGCCGAACUGAGGAGAGUGAGACAGUUUGCUGUGGACCUCACUCUGGACACAGACACAGCUAAUGUUAAUCUGUUUGUGUCCAAAGAUCUGAAGCAGGUUCAUCACACGGAUCAGAAGAACUUCAGAGACAGUCCUCAGAGAUUUUCAUGGAAAAAUGUUUUAACAAAGCAGAGAUUUUCUUCAGGAAAAUUCUACUUUGAGGUUCAAGUCAAAGGGAAGAUUUCAUGGACUGUGGGAGUGGCCAAAGAAUCUGUUCAAAGGAAAAAGAACUUUAUGCAAACUCUGACCAGUGAAUAUGGAUACUGGUGCCUUUAUAUGAGAAACAUAGAUGAGUAUGAGGCUUGUCCUGACCCUCCAGUCCGUUUGACUCUGAAGUGUCCUCCUCAAAAGUUGGGCGUGUUUGUGGACUAUGAUGAGGGUCUGGUCUCCUUUUAUGAUGUUGAUUCUGCAGAUCUCAUCUACUCCUUCACCAGCUGCAGCUUCAAUGAGAACCUGGUUCCAUUUUUAAAUCCAUGUUAUAAUUUUGAUGGUAAAAACUCUGCUCCUCUGGUCCUUACUGCAGUGAAAAAGUGGUAUUAAAAUAUCACCAAUGAUGAUCAUUUAGCAGGCCAUUAUUUAAUGAAGAACUAAUUUCUUAUUUCUACUAUUACUAGGUUAUUACCAUUGUGCUUUUCAAUGAAGAUAAUGUUAAAUAUUCAUCCAUCAUGUAAGUGGAGUACUGAACACAUUUUGAAUAUUGUUAGUCCAAAAAAAACAUUCACAGAGAAAGUGUCUGAUUGUGUCAUUUACUCUUUUUUAUUUAAUAGUACACUCAGAGCAACUUAAACACAGACUGAGGAGGCUCUAAAGUAGCUUAGAAACAUGACUAAUGAGACAAUGUAUGAAACCACUGUUUGCAUCACCUCUGCAAUAAACAUAUGACAAAAAAACAGGACUAAUUAAAGAGUAUUUGUUUUACCUCUGUGAUGUGUU
Boleophthalmus pectinirostris (great blue-spotted mudskipper) is the source of this 2119-nucleotide messenger RNA. Its product is annotated as E3 ubiquitin-protein ligase TRIM21-like. The coding region runs from base 83 to 1726 and encodes 547 amino acids. The transcript is spliced from 2 exons. The record is from RefSeq and is a predicted model, not a curated record. Lineage: Eukaryota; Metazoa; Chordata; Actinopteri; Gobiiformes; Gobiidae. Gene Ontology annotation, molecular function: protein binding; zinc ion binding.